Messenger RNA from Porites lobata, 4788 nucleotides. Lineage: Eukaryota; Metazoa; Cnidaria; Anthozoa; Scleractinia; Poritidae. The record is from the annotation of a GenBank genome assembly.
AUGUUCCAGCAGAUCAAUGAGUCUUUUCAUAAAGGAACUCAGCAAUGUAAGUUUUGAUCUGUUCUGCGGGAUUGUUUAUUGCGUUAUAAUUGGGCAGCUUCAAUCCCUGGCUAUGACGUUCAGUUAGAUUGUUCAUUUGAAAAACAUACUAAGAUACUGGCAUUUGCUGAAGGGAGUGUUUGACAGUCCCAACAUUGAGUGUCAAACAAAAGUUGCGACGACUGGAUGUCUUUAGGUAUUAGAGAGCUUUAGUUUCUAAGACGAGAACGACUAUGAAUACGAGAUUUUCUUAAUAGUCCACGCACGUGACGCAGCGUCAUUUUGGCGGGAAAAUGUUGUAGCCGUCAUCAUUGUACUUCGAGUUUUAGCGAGAGAGUCGUAAUGGCAGGAUCAAAUUCUCAGAUGUUAGAAGUAAUGGCAUUUUGCAAUCGGGAGAGGGCUCACCCUCUUUCAAUAACGAUAACAGUGUUAACUUUUCUAGUGAAAAAUGGUAAAAUGAAGCUUUCCGGGGAGUCUAUAAUUUGAGAAUACGCGAAAAAACUCUAAAUCAAAUCUCGUGCUCGUAGUCGUUCUCGUCCUCCAAUCUAGAGGUCUCUAUUAACUCUCAAAAAUACCAUAAACAGCCAUUUAUAAGCCUCUUCCUAACUUAUAAGUCCCUCCAGUUCUAGGCUCAUCUUCCUGUUAACAACAAAAAAAUACAUCUGAUUAUAAGCCAAUCCAGAUAUAAGCCCCCCCCUUCCCGCCCCUCUCUAGCUUAUCUUGAAAUGAAUUCGACAUAUUGUGAUGUUAUGACCCUCAAGUAAAAACCAGUAAAUACAGAACGUAUUUUGAUCAGUUCUGCUAUAGCCUGUUUGGAAGCGCUUUUUCUAUACUGGUUAUAAGCCCUCUUGAAUAUACGCUCCUCUGUUUAUAAGCCCCCCUCAAACCCCGUACGAAGAAAUAUUAACCCAGGGCUUAUAAUCGGCAGUUAACGGUAUCAUAUUCUUAUUACAGACCUACAGCAGGUGACGACUGCAUUGGAUAAUCGAAGAAGAGAAGAAAGAGAAUCUGUGAACCCAGUUAUGCAGCAGCUAGAGGCACAGACCAAGUCAUUCCAAGCCAUGACAGAGAGACUAUCAUCAAACAUAAUGGCUGACUUUGAGGUCAUUUUACAGAAACAGCUCAGCUCAUCAAUAGAAGGGUACGAAGGUUUUAGGAUAAUGUGUUCUGUAAAACGGGUUUGCUACCACCCGUGCUAAUCGGUUACUAACUGCUCAAUCCUUAAUUGAACAGUUACGGACAAUAAGGGUCGACUCGUCAAGUUAAACCUCUUUUAAGAAUUAAAAUUGUUACCCAAACGUUGAGGGCAGAUUUAUAUAGAAGGUAGUGUUUACAAUAAGUUUAUUCAUCUUUCUCACCUCACCUGUCAUCUUGUGUCUCGUAGCCUUUACGGGCUCCAUAAAGUGCUUCCUUUUUUCUGGGUUAGCUGCUAUGGUCCUCGUUAGUGGGAGGACCCACCACAGCAUUCCCUUGAUCACGUGACUUCCCUCUGCUUCUGGUGUUUGUAAUAACAGGGUUUUAUGGGAGAGGCUUAUCAGCCCUUUGCCCAACCCCAAGUAUAGUAACUUUAGUUUUUAAGUGUAAACUCAUUCUCCUUGGAAACCAUCCGAAUUUUUUGGGGGCAGCCGUGUUAAUGUGACUGAUUCUGAAUAUUACGUUCCUAUUUACCUCAAUCUGGAGGACCGCAGACGAUCACACUUACUGUGGACUCUACUCUUCGACCUGUUCGACAUGAGUGGCUUUUGAAAUGGUGGAUAGCGCUAUCCACCAGAUUAAUCUCUGUCCUGCGGAUAACGCAAUUGAUUUUCGUAAUACUUAUCCGCUGGAUAGUGAUUUAUCCGGUGGAAAGCGCAAUCAAACUGGAGCAAGGAGUCUUAAGACCCAGUCGACUUACCUCUUUGGGUCAUUAGGCUGAUUUAGCAACAGAACGGGAACGUCAGUUCACAACGGCUCGUGCAAAUCAAACAACUGGCUUGACCAAUGGCAGAGCGGCAAAUUGAGCACCGGAAGUCGUGUUAAGUCCUUUCUGCGCGCCUUCCCGUCGCCAAUUGACGUUCCCGUCCUGUUGCUAAAUGAGCCUUUUGACUUACGCAAACCACUCCAUCACGCCAAGGUGAUCAUCCCUUCGGAUCGGAAAUCAGUUUCAGACGAUGAUGGAAUUUCUAAUUUCCCAUCGUAGGUUGCGCGAGGAAAUAUUUUCACGUCUCUUGUCAGAGGUCUUAGCUUCAGUGCAAGACUCGGUUCAAAAGGAAAUGGGAUUGGGCCUAGAAGGGCUCCGUCAACAGCUUAGUGAAAUGAUAGCUACCUCAGUGGAAAGCUCCACCCAGCAGGCUCCUGAUCUGGCGCGCACCCAGGUGAGUACCGGAGAGCAACAUUGUAACAGCGCAGUUCCCUCCCCCCCCACCUCCCGUUCCGUUUGCUUUAAAGCCAAAGGGAAGAAGCACAGAAGAAGCCCGGAAAAGGAGAAAAAAAUUGAAUUUGGGAGGGCGGAACGCGACGGCUAUUUUUUGCUCAUUAGAGUCCGGCUGUGCAGAAAAGAGGACGGAAAGUUCAAGCGAUUUGCUAGAGCGGUAGUGACUUGCCGACACCGAUCGAUCCGAGAGAUACGUUUAUUUCGCUCAACGCACUGUUGUACAGUUAACUACAGUUAAGAGAAGAGUCCACCAGUCCUUGUUAAAUGUGAGCAUUGGACAAUUCUCUAUUAUGUAGUAUUUGUCAAAACACACAAAGCGAAUCAGCGUGGCUUGGGAUUUUUCAAGACCACCGGAUAUGGGAAGAUAAAAAUGUGAAUUUGGGGAAGGGGUGGCAGCUGCUAUUUUCUAGCUCGCUCUCGCUAGUCUCCCGCGCCUCUCCAGCUUGGCGAAAAGAAAAAAGGAAAUGACUGUUACGCAGGCUACCCUCGACCCUCCUCUUUCCUCCCCCCGGGAGACAAAAAUGGGGAUAUCGUGAAGACAGUUUGAGAGUUGAAGUGACUUCGUUUCUCUCUGCAGGUGUUGGUUUCACAGUUGCUGGAAUCUGGACAAUUGGGCCAAGCCUUCCAAGAGGUAUUGGAAUUACUUUCGGUUUGUUAUUGAAAUGUUCAUGUUGUGUAAUAAAUGGUGUUGAUGAGUAUCUUCAUCAUCAUCAUCAUUACCGUCGCCAUAGCAAUGGUUAUCAUUAUCAUUGUACCCUUCACCUGUUAGAGACCUUUAGAUUCGAGGACGAGAACGGCUAAGAGUACGAGAUUUGACUUAAAGUUUUUUCGCGUAUUCUCAAAAUAUAGGCUCCCCGGAAAGCUUCAAUUUUUCUUUUUUUCACCAGAAAAGUUAGCACUGUUACUUUUAGUGAAGGAGGUUACACUCCGGCUCUCCCGAUUGCAGAAUGAUAGAACUUCUAACAUUUGAUAACUUGUUUUCCCCACUUCGACAAUCUCGCAAAAUCUCGUAGUAGAGUGACGACGGCUACCAAGUUUUCCCGCCAAAAUGGCGUUGGUUCACGCGUGAGCACUACUUACUAUUGAGAAAAUCUUGUACUGGUUUUUGUACUCGUCUUAGAAUGUAAAGGUCUCUAAUUCCAUCUUCACUACCAUCAUCAUCACCAUUGUCAUCAUAACCAUCACUACCACCAUCAUCAUAGUCACCACUACUACCCAUACCAUCAUUGUCUUCAGCUUCCUUACCUUAACCACCACCACCGCCACCAUCUCUUCGGAGUCUUCGUCAUCAUUAUGAUAUCAUCAUCGUCAUUUUUGACCACUGUACAUUUUGUUGCAGGCCUUGACAGCAUCAGAUCUGAAUAUCGUCAUGUACGUUUGUGAACAAGUGGAUCCUGAGAGUGUGUUUUCUCAGUCACCUUGUCCUUUAUCGCAGCCUGUCUUGCUGUCUUUGAUACAACAGCUGUCAGUAGAUCUUACCGUUAACACGGAGCUUAAACACAAGUGAGUCUUAAUUGUUACAAGUUUGAUGCUUACGCAAGAGGACGGCAAAACCUUUUCGUGUGACAGGGUUGUUACUUGCUUGUUUUGGUGUGAUAUACACUUAACGUGAUUGUAUUUUGGUUUUUACAAAAUUUCUGUUCAGAGGAAGGAGACGUUUGGUGGAAACGUUUUUCAAACAUUUUUAUUGUCACGCUUGUGACACAGCGUUUACCAUCUUCUUUCCUUUUCCUUCCUUGCGUCCUAAUGCGUAAGUUAACAAUGUUUAAGGUGUGGUAAAGCAUCAAACAUAAAAAUAAUUGUCUUUUGAUUCGGCCAGAAACCAAAGGAUUACGUAGCUAGAUAUGGUCUAAAGAUGGGGUGUCAGCUAGAAGUAAUGUACUGAGGUUAGACAGGCUGCGUUCUAACGAGACUGUUCAACUUUGAAAACGCGGCAUACAAACUUCUGUUAUGGCUUCGGAACACACGUGAACGACGAAAACGAUCGUCGUUAAUAUAUCCAGAUAACUGCUUUCUUACCCACCAUUAGCGGCAAAUUCAAGACCUUGUGAGAGUGUUUUAUUUAGUUAUUUAAGUUAAGGCGACAUUGGGUAUUUUCAUUUCAGACGGUCGGCAUUCAACCAGUCAAUUGUAUCCUUCCCUUCUGUUCAAUUGACAGGUACAUAGAAGAAGCGCUCAUGUCAUUAGACACCACUGAUGAAGUGACAAGAGAGCACAUGCCCGCAGUUCUAGAAGGGCUGUGUAAACAGCUGCAGUCUGCCAUCCAAGAAGCAACAGGUCCUAUGCAGCGUUCUCUUAAAAUGCUACAGAUGGCUGCGAGAUCACUGUUAAGAUAA